UCAGUGUUUCGUCAUCACCGGGUCAUGUAGCUAGCUGCUAGCUGCUAACAACACAUCGCAUCAGUCCGGUGAGUUGCUUUAUUAAACGUGUUGCGUCACACAUUGAUCGGAUUCCUACGUCACUCAUGUGAAGCUGCGGAUGGAAGUGGUUGUUAGAUGGAGGGGGGGGCCGGGGACUCGGUGGCGGACUACCUGGCUCAGAACCCGGAUCUGGCCCGGUGGGUGGAGACUCUCAGGACGUACUGUGAGAGCAACAAGCAGUGGCUGGCCCGGAGGGAGUUCCUCCUGAGGAACAUGGAGAACAUGGAGGCCUUCCCCACGCUGGAGCCCGGGCGGCCCAGCAGGUCCCUGGACCGCCUGCUCUCUCUCUCCACCGUCUGGGCCAACCACGUCUUCCUGGGCUGCAGUUAUCCACCAGCUGUGAUGGAGAAGAUCCAGGAGAUGGGCGAGGGGAUCGUGGUAGAAGAUCCUCCAGUUCGCAGGAGCACCAAGGAGCAGUCCAGAGGGAGGAGAAGUGAGAGCGACGCUGACGGCUGCGGGAAAAGAUCCAAAUGUGGAACUAAUGAUCUGGACAGCCGAGGCGCGGCGUGGCCGGUGAGUCAGAAAGCAGGACCCGCCCCCCACGCUCCAGCCGAGCACCAGCCCUUCUUCAACCGCCUCUACAAGGCCGUGGCGUGGAAGCUGGUGUCGGCGGGGGGGUUCGGCCCCAACCAGGACCAUUUUGAGAUCCUUCAGAGCUGCGUGGAGUCGUGUAAAGAGACCGUGACCUGCGUGUUCGUGCCGCUGAAGGACAUCGCGGGCCUCCCGGCCGCUCAGACGCAGAAGGAAGGCCACGUGUGUGAGGUCCGCUGUCAGUCCGUCUACAUGGGGACCGGAUACGGGCGCGACGAGGCCGCCGCCAAGGCCAUGGCCUCCAAAGAAGCUCUGAAGGUCUUCCAGGGACGCAAAGUGACAGUGAAGAUCUGCAGGCGCAGGUACAAAGGGAAAGACGUGGAGGAUCUGAUGCUGUUUGACGAGCAGCCUCGAGGUCAGGUGUUCCCUCCGGCGCUCAGCUACCCGUUUGACGAGCAGCAGCUGGACGCAGCGUCGUCAUAGAGACAGAGACAGACCAACCUCUGCUGUGACCCCAGCUGGAGAGUUCACCCGUGGCGUUUCUCUCCUGAAGCCACUGAAGGAUUUCACCUUGUGUUGGGACCAGACUGUUCCACAGAGAAAGGACCAGAGCUUCAACGAUCACACUUUACUGUGGUUUCAAUAUACUUUGACAAACAAUAAAACUUUUGAAUCCACAAAGAACAAUCUGACACUGACUUCAUUUCAACCUCUUUGAGUUGGAUGAGGUUUCACUGACUGUGGAACAGCGUGUGUGCCAUCAUGAGAAAAGCUGCCACUUUCCACCUUAAUAUCACAGGAGAACAUGUUGCAUUACAUGGAUAUGAUUUCUGUCCCAGUGCUUCUAGAAUGACAGUACCUUGUAUAAGAAGUAGCAUGUGGACAGUAUGUAUAUAUAAAUCUAUAUUUCAUUCAUUUAUUGGUUCUGAGGAUUUCGUGAUUGAACCGACAGUGAGUUUUUUUUUAUUCUCCAAACUGUUGUUGAUAGAUUCAGUUUGUUCAGAUUUCCUCCGCUCGCUCAGGGGAACGGAGAAAACUCCCGUUAACAAAUAACUAUUUUUAAUCCACGGUUCAGAUUCUGGCAUCAGGAUACAAAAUAACACGUUUUUGAUUUUCUUUAGGGCAGAGCUGGACUGUGAAGAUAAGAAUCAGAAGUUGAAAUAAAGUGAUUGAAAGGAGUUCAGGGUUUUUUUUUCUCUAAAUCGUGGCCAACUACAGUUCCCAUCAUGCUUUGUGCUUUUAUUGAAAUUCAUGUAUGAUUUCACAAAGAAACAGCCACUGUGUUUAAAGAGAAGGAUCCCAGUGGAUCCAGCCUGUACAGUUGUGAAGUGUGUGGAGAUCAAGUGCUGCUGUGAUGACUUUGUUCUUCAGUUCCUGUCCUGGUUUUAAUGAAGUGUGAAGUAUCGACACUGUUUCUGUGUGUUUACACCAAUGCUCCUGUUUCUAUAUGUUUUUUAAAUAAACAUAAUUAAA
Molecule: messenger RNA, 2085 nt
Organism: Limanda limanda (common dab)
Lineage: Eukaryota; Metazoa; Chordata; Actinopteri; Pleuronectiformes; Pleuronectidae
Gene: cdkn2aip
Product: CDKN2A interacting protein
Exons: 4
Coding region: 157-1095 (312 amino acids)
Cellular component (GO): nucleolus; nucleoplasm
Source: RefSeq, a predicted model, not a curated record